AUGUUCGGCAUUGCCGAUGAUUCUGUCUUCAGUCACUUCGAAGAGGAGGAGCUUCAAAGACCUGUUCCGAGAAAAGAAAUAGAUGGAAGAAUAAUCUACAAGUCUCGUGAACUCAGAAUGCCUAAAGAAUGGGGUAUCCCUGUUCUAUGUGACUUUGGGUCAGCCGUGCCCGGCGAUAUCGAGCAUCUUGAAGAUGUUCAACCUAAUAUUUACCGCGCACUCGAGGUGAUCCUGGAAGUACCAUGGACAUACAGCAUUGAUGUGUGGAAUGUUGGUUGUAUGAUCUGGAAUAUAUUCGAAGGCGGGUCCCUGUUCACGGGACAAGACCCAGAAUUUCAGACAUAUCGAAGUCGAGCGCAUCUUGCUGAGAUCAUAAGUCUUCUUGGCCGGCCACCGUCUACUUUACUUGCCCCCGGACAACUCACUCAGAAAUUCUUUUCGGAUGAUGGUGAAUAA
Molecule: messenger RNA, 456 nt
Organism: Talaromyces marneffei
Lineage: Eukaryota; Fungi; Ascomycota; Eurotiomycetes; Eurotiales; Trichocomaceae
Exons: 2
Coding region: 1-456 (151 amino acids)
Biological process (GO): protein phosphorylation
Molecular function (GO): protein kinase activity; ATP binding
Source: RefSeq, a predicted model, not a curated record